AUGGAUCCAAUGGAUAUAGUCGGUAAAUCUAAAGAAGACGCUUCGCUUCCAAAAGCUACGAUGACUAAAAUUAUAAAGGAGAUGUUACCCCCUGAUGUCCGCGUUGCUAGAGAUGCUCAAGAUCUUCUGAUUGAGUGUUGUGUAGAGUUUAUAAACCUUGUUUCGUCGGAAUCUAAUGACGUUUGUAACAAAGAAGACAAACGGACGAUUGCCCCUGAACACGUUCUCAAGGCACUACAGGUUCUGGGUUUUGGAGAAUACAUUGAGGAAGUCUAUGCUGCUUAUGAGCAACAUAAGUAUGAAACCAUGGACACACAGAGGAGCGUGAAAUGGAACAGUGGAGCUCAAAUGACUGAGGAGGAAGCAGCAGCUGAACAACAACGUAUGUUUGCAGAAGCACGAGCAAGAAUGAAUGGAGGUGUUCCGGUUACUCAACCUGAACAUCCAGAAACCGACGAGAGAGGUCUGCAAAGCUAA
This is a messenger RNA of Arabis nemorensis, 477 nucleotides long. NCBI's taxonomy places the organism in Eukaryota, Viridiplantae, Streptophyta, Magnoliopsida, Brassicales, Brassicaceae. The record is from the annotation of a GenBank genome assembly.